Diaporthe batatas is the source of this 1881-nucleotide messenger RNA. RefSeq lists its product as uncharacterized. Gene Ontology annotation, biological process: DNA-templated transcription; positive regulation of transcription from RNA polymerase II promoter by galactose. The coding region runs from base 1 to 1881 and encodes 626 amino acids. Gene Ontology annotation, molecular function: zinc ion binding; RNA polymerase II cis-regulatory region sequence-specific DNA binding; DNA-binding transcription factor activity, RNA polymerase II-specific. NCBI's taxonomy places the organism in Eukaryota, Fungi, Ascomycota, Sordariomycetes, Diaporthales, Diaporthaceae. The transcript has 6 exons. The record is from RefSeq and is a predicted model, not a curated record. Gene Ontology annotation, cellular component: nucleus.
AUGGCAAGUUCUAUCCGGGUAUCCCUCCCGGAUGACGACGAGGGCAGGCCCGGUGCGGAAUACGACUCUUGUGGGUUUCUCCAGCUCGUCGAGUCCCGCUUGUCUCAGCUGGAGAGCGACGUACGCUUACUGAAGAGCCAGCAGGGUGACGCUGGUAGCGCUUCGGCUUCCACCAACGUGGGAAGAAGACCAAGUGAAGGAGGCCAUAGCAUUCCUAUUGUACCCGAGGCAGAUUCUGAGGGAUCAGUCGCCACCCCCGAUGCUACUGACGGGAUUGGAUCCAUUGAAUUCACCAAGGAGGAUGACUCCGGCUACUAUGAAAUGGAUGCCCUAGUCGAACGCUUUUUCAGAGACACUGGUGCAUUAUACCCGUUUGUACACCCUGGGACUUUCAUGGAAACAUACAAUCGCACCAAGAGCAUCGGCUUCAAACGAUCUAGGCGCUCGUGGCUAGCCCUACUCAACUCCAUCCUGACCAUGUCUAUUUUCACCAUUGGAAGCUGGAGCUCAACAGCAACAGAGAGAGGUACAAAGGCAGAGGUGUUCUUCACGCGGGCCAAGUCCCUGUGCCUCGACCAGAUGCUGAGUGGCUCUAGCCUGGAGACAGUCCAAGCCAUGCUGCUCAUGAGCCAGUAUCUCCAAGGCACUCACCGCUCCGUCAUGACCUGGAACAUGCACGGCAUUGCUGUCAAGGCAGCCUUCCAACUGGGUCUGCACUCCCCGACCUCGCUGAAGGCCUACUCGGCACACGAGAGGGAGACUCGGUCCCGUACAUGGUUUGCUUGCGUCAUGCUAGACCGAACCUUGAGCAUGACAUUUGGCCGGCCUCCUGCGAUCCCAGAGUCAUACAUACGCACCCCACUACCAAAGCCACAUAGCGGAACAAGCAUUCUGCCGGACUCGGAGCCGUCUCUGGAUGAUACUAUGAGCAUCCAGUUCUUCGUGUCUACUGUGACAUUGUAUAAGGUCAUGUGGACCAUCAUAGAACGACUCUACGAUUGCAACAUAGCAUACCCAGACAACAGUGCCAUAUCCAUAGCGUCCCGGAUUCUCCAGAUUGAACAUCAGCUUCUAGAAUGGCAAACCUCUCUCCCACCCCUCCUAUCUCUGACCAACCCCACGGAAGUACGCAACGACGAUGACUUUAGCUUGGCACGGCGCUUCAGAGUCAUUCUCACCCUCAGACAGCACAACAUCCUCCUCCUCGCCCACCGCCGGAUAUUAGACUUGUACCUCGCUGGUAUCGAGAAAGGCCGGGCUUACGAUUCCAAUGAGUCGAUGCUCAUGCAAGUCGGCGAGAGAAGUAAAUGCGUGUCUUUCCAGGUGGCAUCAGAACUGAUCGGGAUCGUCAAGACCAUCACCCAUUCCCCGCAACCCAAGUGUGGCCUUCUCGGCGCAUGGUGGUUUACGCUAUACUACACUUUGAAUGCCACACUGACAAUUGUCACAAUAAUUUUGUGCAAUCACGCCAGCAGCCCUAUUCCUACUGCGCCGAGCGAAACCGGGGGCAUACCAAACCAGGCCCUGAAAGAUGUCUUCGAGGAUGCCCUGGUCUGUCUGCCACUCAUAGACAAGGAAAACAGCAUGGUUGACAAGUGUGCCAAAUUUGUGGCCACGCUGCAGCAGUGUCUGAACUUGCUAGAUCAACCCGGAUCUGAUGAUCCUGCCCAGUCAAGAUUGGCUGUGAACGGACAAACACAGAUAGCCGCUGCUCGAGACGGCCAGAACGGGGAGUACGCCCAGGCUCCGCUAGCGAUGGAAGCGGCUAAUAUCGACUUUGCCGCGCUCGGGUGGGAGGCGGAGGGUUUCUUGUCUUCGCUCAACGGAGGCUUUGCUGGCUUCAUGGAGGGGAGUUACCAGGACUCGGAUUUGUUCUGUUAG